AUGGCAUGCACAGAAAACGUAAUAAAAAACAUAGCGAACGAAAUAACAAGGAAUUGCCAAGCUCAAAAUGUGACUGUGGAUCCGGAAUUUGUGAUAUAUCUUAUAGAAUUAUUAUUAUUGAACCCAAAAUAUGGGAAACUGUUUUCGAAGACAAUAAACAGGAAUAAUUUGCAGUAUUUCGUGGAGGAAUGCGUUUCUAUGCUGAUUCGCGGAGAAACAUCAAUGAACACGCUCAAAAUGCAGUUCAUAAUGCAAAAAAACUAUGACAAACUUCAGAACCUUAUUGACCACCAUUUGGAGUCCAUUGAGAAGUGCCUCCGACCACUGAUGACGGAAAUCUUGGAUGAGGAACCGAGUUUUCAGGACGAGAACGAGUUUAAGAAGCUGUUUAGAAAGUUAUCUAUCUAUAUUAUACUGAACAGCGGACUUGGAAACCCGGGGAAUAUUCAUACUCUCAAAGAAGGCAUGGCGGCUUUAGAAAGCGUGUUCACCCUGGACGAUCUGGACGUGUUCGUGGGGCUCCCGAAACUGGAGAAGCACGCUCAGAUUAAAGAGUUGCUGGAGAUCGUGUCUGGUGUGAGGCUGUAUAAUAGGGAUUGCAAGAAGGGCGGCGAUGGCAUACCUGAUUUACCAUUCAACUUAGUGGACGCUGGCAAAGCGUGUGUCGCUUCUCUAUCCAACUCCCUCAUAACUGUGAUGCAAAGGGUAAACAGUCUGACCACAGCGCUGGAAGAUACCGUACACAUCGAAGACGAGACUGGGAAUGUGGUUAUUGACCUAAAAUCCACUCCAGAUUUGACUAUUGAAGACGUAAAAGAGAUAAUAGAACUUCUCUCCUUCUAUCGCCAAUAUGAAGUUUUUACCCGCCGCUUGCUCUCCGAUGUUCAGACGUUGGUUAGCAGCGCUAAACAGCACGUGGAGAGAGUAAGACUGGUUCUAGAUGAAAUACAUAAAGCUGUCAAAUAUAAGAGCGCUGUGCCCGUUGCUACGGUCUUUCCUCUAUUCGCAAAAUUAUGGCAAGUUUGGCGUUCUAUGCAGAACAUUAUGUAUUUAAUAUCGACAGUGAACCGUCUCACGUCCAGUUUAGCAACGAUACAAGACCAAAUGAAGAUACCCCAUAAUAUUGUGGACAAAAUGCUGCAAGGGAAAAACGUCAUCUCCGAUCAGGAUAGAUUGAGCAACAAGAUAAGUUUAGAUGAACGUCUGUCGAUGGCUUCUCUGACCAACUACGUAGCCUAUUCCGAACAGGAUAUUUUGGGGAUUGGACGAGAGAAGUCUACUCAAUACCUAGGUUUCUGCGCAGUGUGCCUCAGCGUUGGCGCCCUUAACCCUGGGAACAUGAAAGUCGGUUACAUUAAGGCUCGAGGGAAGAGAUACAGCUUUUGUACCGUCAAAAUGGCCACCAGAUUCAGCAAGAACCCUGACAGAUACAUAAACGAAGUGCUAGACUACGCCCGUAACAACCCACACGUGAUCAACCUGUUGAACAUUACGGAAGAGGUGCGCCAAGUCAGAGAUGUGGACGUUUUAGUCGUCAAGUUUGUGCCGAAAAUUAUGGUUUUGGACAAAGACAUACAAACAGAAACGCACCCGAUAGACGAGUAUAUAGAGAAAGACUAUACCUGGGACCUGUGGGAGUGGAAGAGACGAGCCUGCAAAUGGGCUACCAUAGUGAACUGCAAGACCCACUCCACUCAGACUAAAUACAGCCACUUACGCUCAGAGAUCCAGUGUCAAACCACGGAGCCUAGAGACAAAUGCCUCCAGACUAAGAAGGAAACGGGCAUGAACACAGUGCCAAAUAACGUGUUCCUGUGGGGCUUGAGGGGGCAGCUGGGGUAUGGUCAACAUGCCAUGGACCUGAUUGUGCCUCAUUCGGAAAAACUAGCAGCCAAACCGGUGGACUAUUGCGCUUGGCCCUGCAUCUCAUCGAGCGAAUGCAGAGACGUCGCCGUUCAGGACGAACAAGACGAUGAUGAAUUAGACAUUCAUAGUUUGGACGAAUGA
Molecule: messenger RNA, 2007 nt
Organism: Amyelois transitella
Lineage: Eukaryota; Metazoa; Arthropoda; Insecta; Lepidoptera; Pyralidae
Product: cilia- and flagella-associated protein 206
Exons: 12
Coding region: 1-2007 (668 amino acids)
Biological process (GO): regulation of cilium beat frequency
Cellular component (GO): axoneme; ciliary basal body
Source: RefSeq, a predicted model, not a curated record